AUGAAGCUCUUGCUGGACCGUGUGGCGGCUGCUUCGGUCGCCCUGGCCGCCUCGGCCGCGCUGCUGCUGGCCAAGCCGUCGGCGGCCAUCCCGCAAAUCACGAGGCGCGGCAAGUACCUCUACGACGGCGACAACCGAUUCUACAUCAAGGGCAUCGCCUACCAGGAGGCGGCGGCGGUGGCCGAGUCGACGCAGGCCAAUGAGGAAAACGGCGGCUUCCCGGAGCCCGACAGCUAUACCGACCCGCUGGCGCUGCCCGAGGCGUGCGCGCGCGACGUGGCCAACCUGCGCGACCUCGGCGUCAAUACGGUCCGCGUCUACUCGGUCAACUCGGCCCUCGACCACGAUGCGUGCAUGAAGAGCUUCAGCGACGCCGGCAUCUACGUCAUCCUCGAGCUGGCCCUGCCCCUCAAUGGCUCCAUCAACCGCGCCGAGCCCACCUGGGACGUCGGGCUGCUCGACCUCUAUAUCACCACCAUCGACGCGUUUGCGGGCUACGACAACCUGCUGGCCGUCGGCCUGGCCAACGAGGUCGUGACGCAGAGCUCCAACGCCAACGCCGCGCCGUUCAUCAAGGCGGCCGCGCGGGACAUCAAGGCCUACCUGCGCGCCCAGGGUCACGACCGCAUCCUCACCAGCUACGCCUCGACCGACGGCGCCUCGGGCCUCGACAACUGGCGCGACCAGCUGGCCCAGUUCCUGACGUGCGGCAGCGACGACGUCAGCAUCGACCUGUACGGCCUCAACUCGUACGCCUGGUGCGGCAACAGCAGCUACGACGCAUCGGGCUACGACUCGCUGGUGCAGGAGUUCUCCAACCUGCCCGUCGCCGCCUACCUGUCCGAGUUUGGCUGCGUCCAGGGCCUCGAUGGCCAGCCCCGGCCCUGGACCGAGGUGGCCUCGCUGCUGUCGGCGCCAAUGACCGACACCUUUAGCGGAGGCAUCGCGUUCAGCUACUUUCCGCAGGACUAUGGCCUCGACUACGGCCUCGUCUCCGUCUCGGGCGACAGCGUCACGCUGCGCAACCCGGCCUGGGACAACCUCAAGGCCGCCUACGCCCGGGCCGCACCGCCCGCGACGUCGCCCAGCAGCGCGGCGCCCAGCUUCCCGGCGUGCGCCGAGGCGUCGGACAGCUUCCCGGCGAGCCCGCAGCUGCCGCCCACGCCCAACCGCGAGCUGUGCAGCUGCCUGAGCGACGAGGCGUUUGGAUGCCACGUCGUGGCCGCGACGGAAAACGAGCCGACGAUCCUGGGCAGCCUGAUCGGCACGGCGUGCGGCUACCUCGACGAGGCCGGCUCCGGCUGCAACGCCAUCAUUGCCGACGGCGAGGCGGGCACGUACGGCAACUACUCGUUCUGCGGCGUGGCGCAGCGCCUCGAGUGGGCCAUGUCGACCUACCAAGAGAUUUCCAGUUUCGACGCCCAGUCGUGCGACUUUGCCGGCAACGCCACCGCGCACCGCGCCGUGUCGUCGCCCGCGGACGUCGAUGCCGGCUACGAGCGGUGCCUGGCCCGCUUCCCCAUCGGCGUCAAGGUGCCCACGUCGACGUCGUCGUCGCCGCCCUCGCCGCCCUCGUCGUCGUCGUCGGGCGGCGCGAGCGGGUCGACAGCCUCGAACUCGGCCAGGCCCUCUGGCGGUUCGUCGUCAAACUCGAACGCGGCCGUCUCGGGCCCGGCGGCUUCUCUGGUCCUCCCGACCGUAGCGGCCACCGCACUGCUGUCGUUGAGCAUCGCCGUUCUCCUCUAG
Pseudozyma flocculosa PF-1 is the source of this 1746-nucleotide messenger RNA. RefSeq lists its product as uncharacterized. Bases 1 to 1746 code for a protein of 581 amino acids. Lineage: Eukaryota; Fungi; Basidiomycota; Ustilaginomycetes; Ustilaginales; Ustilaginaceae. Gene Ontology annotation, molecular function: 1,3-beta-glucanosyltransferase activity. Gene Ontology annotation, cellular component: fungal-type cell wall; cytoplasm. Gene Ontology annotation, biological process: fungal-type cell wall (1->3)-beta-D-glucan biosynthetic process. The transcript has a single exon. The record is from RefSeq and is a predicted model, not a curated record.